This is a messenger RNA of Pristis pectinata (smalltooth sawfish), 9326 nucleotides long. RefSeq names its product zinc finger MYM-type protein 3-like. Bases 157 to 4620 code for a protein of 1487 amino acids. Gene Ontology annotation, molecular function: zinc ion binding. Lineage: Eukaryota; Metazoa; Chordata; Chondrichthyes; Rhinopristiformes; Pristidae. The transcript has 26 exons. The record is from RefSeq and is a predicted model, not a curated record.
GCGUGCCGCCCCUUCCUCUGUCAAUCAGGCGGGGUGCUCAGCUUUGCUGCGGUUGUUAGAAAGCGAGGGUAUCGGAUUCGAGUGGAACCGCCGAUAUCUGGAGCUGGGUGGUGGUGUUCUUGCAGCCGUGGCGCAGUUUGUGUGCACUAUCUAAAAAUGGAUGCUGGCAAUGUUGCAGAAUCUACCAACUGUCUUCCUAAUGAAAGUGCCCAAAAUAACAGCAGUAAUCGGUCAACUGUGGAUAUGGAUAUUUCAUUUGAUUCUUCAGAGCCCUGUUCAGAAAGGGCUCAAAAUUCCACUAUUGAUGAAGGGAGUUCCCUUAAGACACCCCCUGUUAAUGAGCAAGUCACAGUAAAGCUGAAUACGGAUGGAGGCAAUGAGGUGUGGAUUAAACCAAAAAACUUCAGUGAAGGAAAUGGUGAAAGAAGAGAAUUGGAGGCAUUUUAUAAUGACUCCCCUUCAGGGAAAGGACACACUGGUCCUUCAGUAUACAGACUGAAUGAUCCCUGUAGAGCAGAUGAAGAGGGAAGUGCUAUGGAUUAUAUGUUACAGUCAGUGGACCCUACAUCCCACAAAGGGGCAGCUGAUACAAAAGAGAUUUCUGAGAAUGACCAUGCUCUGCUUUCUUCUGAAAAUCAACCUGAGCACAUGGACACAUUGGUAAAGUCAGAUGACCCAGAAACAGCCGGGCAAACAGAGAGGCCUGUGAAAGAUGCAAUGCUUAAAGGCAAUGCAGAAAUGGAGUCUAAUUUGGAAGGGAAUGAUGAAAUGGCUGAUGAUGGUCAACAGCCACCCUCUGAUGAUAAAGAGGCCAAAUCACUAUUGCCUCAGGGUGAAGAUGUGGAUGAAAUGUCUUGCCUCAAGACGGACGAGGAGCCUCGGGCCACAGAAGUAAUCCAUGAAGAAGCUGAUGCACGAGAUAAUGCACUGGAAGGGAAACAGAAAAAUGGAAAAGAAAGUAACACUUGUAAGCCUCGAUCUAAAAGAUCUUCCAGUGCAGGGUCUUCAACCAUGAUUGAAGUUAAAGUGGGAAAAUCAUCUUCAUGUGAAACUGAUGCUGCAAGUGAAGAUGUUGAAAAAGCAGAGAAAGAUACGGAAAGUAAGGAAAAAGUCCAAAAGCCCUUGAAAACUGAAAAUUGUUCAUCCUCUAGGAAAACAAAUGCAAAGGAUAAUUCCACCAUGACACAUAAUGUAAAGCAGGAAGAUGAUUAUGUUUCACGACGGCCAAGGCGCACCACCAGGUUAUCCCUACAGGCAGCUCAGGCUCAAGCUCAAGCCGAAGCCCAGGCUCCAUCUACUCGGCCCCAAAGGUCUUCACGGUCCCUGGUAAAAGUAACAUGUGCUAACUGCAAAAAGCCCUUGCAAAAGGGACAGACUGCAUACCAGAGAAAAGGAGCGCCUCAGCUCUUCUGUUCUUCUUCAUGCCUCACAACCUAUUCUCAGAAACCAUCGUCUACUAAGAUUUGCACAUUCUGCAACAAAGAUAUUUUGAAUACAAAGGAAUUGGUUGUGGCACAGGCUGGGUCAAGUCAAGCUUUCCAAGAAUUCUGCAAUGCUACAUGUCUGUCACUUUAUGAGGCCAAACUGCUUAAACCAGCUUCAUCAGAUGAGUCGAGAUGCAGUAUCUGCAAUAAAAAAGGAAAGAUUCUACAUGAAGUCAGUAAUGGAAAUGUGGUGCAUCGGCUGUGCAGCAAUGCAUGUUUCAGCAAGUUCAGAGCGAGUAACGGCCUGAAGACCAACUGUUGCGAUAACUGUGGUGUUUAUUUUUAUAACCGAGGAUUUAUGCUUCAAUACUUGUAUCAUGAAGGGCAACAAAGGAGGUUCUGCAACACAGGCUGUUUGAAUAUGUAUAAAAAGAAAAACACUAAAGUGCUUCCUUGUGCUUGGUGUAAGACUUUGGGUAAGAACUUCGACAUGAUAGCAAAUGUGGAUACCACUGGGAAAAUGGGCUUCUUUUGUUCGUUGUGUUGCAUCACCUCGUAUAAAGUGAAACAGUCUGGAACAAUAGGACCCAAGACUAAAUGCAGAUUUUGUAAAAAGAAUCUUUCAGAGCGGGUUUAUUAUAACAUGACUGACCGAGUCGUGCAUCAGUUUUGCAGCCCAAACUGUUGGACUAAUUUCCAGCAAUCAAGCCCUGAAGGCAGCAUCCAACUUAAUUGCACCUACUGCCACAAUAUUUUCAGUGGGAAACCAGAAAUACUGGACUGGCAGGGGAGCGUUCGGCAGUUUUGUUGCAAAGUAUGCUGUGAAGAUUACAAGAGACUACAUGGUGUUGUUUCGGUCUGUGAAUAUUGCAAACAGGAGAAGAUUCUGCAUGAGAAGAUUAAGUUUUCGGGAGUAGAAAAGAAUUUCUGUAGUGAAGGUUGUGUGCUUCUUUAUAAGCAGGACUUUACCAAAAACCUGGGCUUGUGCUGCAUCACGUGUGCUUACUGUUCCCAGACCUGUCAGAGGGGAGUGACCAAAGAGCUGGAUGGAAAUACAUGGGAUUUCUGUGGGGAGGAAUGCAAAAGCAAAUACCUACUGUGGUACUUCAAGGUAGCCAGAUGCCAUGCCUGCAAACGUCAGGGCAAGCUUCUGGAAACGGUACACUGGCGCGGGGAAAUUAAACACUUCUGCAACCAGCAGUGCCUCUUGCGCUUCUACAGUCAGCAAAACCAGCCCAAUCUAGCGACGCAGAAGGGACCUGAAAGUCUGCUCAACAAUGAGGCGCAGGAGUCUAAGAAUGCGACGUCUCCAACUCCCUCUCCGACUCCCUCUCCCACGAAAUUUGAACAGCUCUCUGGUACCUCACCCAGUGGCCAUUCUUCACGUGCAAGCUUGGGCAGUGAAUGUGAGGGAGACAGCACAGCUCAACCUGAUUCUGUCGUCUCUUCGAUGACCACACAGGCAUCUGUACAGACUCGGUCAUCAAAACAGCCACCACCACCGCCACCUCCACCACCUUCACCACCAUCUCCACCUCCUGUGACACUGAAGAAUAAGGCGAUACUGUGCAAGCCCUUGACUCAGAAUAAGGGCAUCUCCUGUAAACCCGAAAUGAAGUCCAAAGGAUGUCAAACAGAAGAGGAAUGGAAGCCACACUUGAUUGUGGUACCCAUCCCUGUGCCAGUCUUCAUACCAGUGCCUAUGCAUAUGUAUUGUCAAAAUACCCCAGUGCCUUUCUCUAUGCCAAUCCCGGUCCCUAUUCCGAUGUUCCUUCCUACCACUUUAGACAGUGCUGAUAAGAUAGUAGAGACGAUAGAGGAACUGAAAGUUAAAAUCCCUUCAAACCCAUUUGAAGCUGACAUACUCGCCAUGGCAGAGAUGAUAGCAGAAGCUGAGGAAAUGGAAAAAGCUUCAUCAGACCUUUGUGAUCUUGCUAGCAAUCAGAGUGCUGAUGGCCUCCUAGAAGACUGUGACUUAUUUGGACCCGCCAGAGAUGAUGUGUUGGCCAUGGCAGUUAAAAUGGCUAAUGUCUUAGAUGAACCAGGACAAGAUUUGGAAGCAGACUUUCCCAAAACUCCAUUAGAACUUAAUACGGGUGUUGAUUUCCUGUUUGACUGCGGGCUUGUAACAACAGAUGAGGAACAACCGGAAUCUGAAAUUCCGCGGGCUGUAAGAAGGGGUCAAAAGCGGCUAAUGCUUUCAGAAAGCUGUUCACACGAUUCUCUUGCUAGCCAACAAUGUUGUACGGGAUUAAAUUACUCAUACGGGGUAAAUGCUUGGAAGUCUUGGGUCCAAGCUAAGUAUGCCAGUGGAGAUACCAGUAAAAGUGAAGAGCUCAAGUUUGGACCUAAACCGAUGAGAAUUAAAGAAGAUAUUUUAUCCUGUAGUGCUGCAGAACUAAACUAUGGGCUAGCCCAAUUUGUUAAAGAAGUACAGAGGCCAAACGGAGAACGUUACGAGCCGGAUAGCGUGUACUAUUUAUGUCUUGGAAUUCAGCAGUUUUUGCUUGAAAAUAACCGAAUGGUGAACAUAUUCACUGACCUUUAUUACCUUACCUUUGUCCAAGAAUUGAAUAAAAUGUUACAAGGUUGGCAACCAAGUUUGCUUCCAAAUGGUUUAAUAUUCUCCCGGGUGGAAGAAGAGCACCUCUGGGAAUGUAAGCAACUGGGAGUAUACUCACCCUUUGUUCUACUAAACACACUCAUGUUCUUCAACACAAAGUACUUUGGGUUGAAGUGUGUGGAAGAACACAUGCGGCUGUCGUUCACCAGUGUUGUUCGGCAGUCCAGGAAAUGCACAACACCAAGAGGGACCACAAAAGUGGUCAGCAUUCGCUAUUACAUGCCAGCUCACUACAAAAAAGGAAGAGAUCAAGGCAGCACUGUAGGAAAGAGGAAACGCGAGGAGGAAGUUGCUGUUUUUGAGCAGAGAGAAAACCGAAUGAAUCCAUUAAGAUGCCCUGUGAAAUUUUAUGAGUUCUACCUCUCGAAAUGCCCUGAGAGUAUGAAGAACAGGAAUGACGUUUUCUACUUGCAGCCAGAGCGCUCCUGUGUGGCAGAGAGCCCCCUGUGGUACUCAGUUAUUCCCAUGGAUCGGAGUAUGUUGGAGAGCAUGCUGAACCGAAUCAUGGCUGUGAAAGAAAUCUAUGAUGACUAUUCGAAGGAUUCACUAGAAGAUGAUGACGUUGAAGGAUGAUGUGUAGUAGAUGUUGUACAAAGUUCUGUUACUUUUUUUUUAGAAAAACAAUGGGUCAUUAUAGGCUGGCCUACUUGGUGCUGCGGAAAAAAAUUACUACACACGUACUUGCAGAGUCAUGUGGCCUGUUUGUGAGAGCAGAGAUGGUUAGACUAUCACCAUUGUUUGGAGACAGUAUCCCUUUUAGCUUGAGUGCACUUGCUGACAAUCGGGUGUACAUAACAUUCUCUAGAGACCAAAAAAAAAUUGCUUUGAACCUAAAGCUCUUGCAGUCAAUAAGCAAGCAGCUUCGUACUUGCUCUAAAUGGGAAAAGUUGACGCGGUUAGCAGUAUACAUACUGAUGCAGUGGGAGAGUCCUUCAUUUAAUUGCAGUUCUUGGGAUUUUAGCAUUGCUAAAGAAAAUGGUCCAGCAAAGUGGGAUCUUAGAUGCUAUAAAGUAGCCUGCCUUCAAGAACAUUCCACUUAUUGCUACCAUUUUAUUUUUAGAAAAAGAGGAGCACAAUAGGGGAAGAGUAGGGUGAUUCUAAGUCUGUUACUGAGAUUAAAUAAUAUUGGAAAUUUGUUCUCAGUUGCUGCACUGCUCAUAAGUAUAAGGAAAAUUUGAAGGCAAAUGGUGGUGCAAAGUAUAUGCUUCCACAGUCAUGUGUCAUACUAACCCAUAUCUGGAAUAUCCUUGCAUUCAGCUUUUACAUUAAAAGUUUAUUUUCAACUGUCUCCCUGAGAAAGAUGGGAGGAGGAAUGGGCAAGGAGAUUUCUAUCCAGAGUGCAAGAGUAGUAGUUUUUAAACAUUCUUUUGUAAGUGAUUUGAAAGGUGAAGCAUCUACUGCCAGUAAGAGGCGUGUGUUUCUCUUGAGGACAUUUUGUAGAACAGCCUGCUAGGUCUUAGCUCAAUUUAAGGAAUUAAUAAAUAUUUUCUGAGGAAACUUUUGCUGGAGAGGAUGAGUGGAACUUCAGUAUAACAAAUUGUCCUUUCCUAUACCCCUUGUCGAAAUGUUAGCUGAUGUCUGAAUCUAUAAAAAUAUUUGAUUCUAUUUUGUGUAUUUUUAAUUAUAAACAAAAAAAAGGCUGUGAACGUUUAUAGUUAAUACCAUAAUUUACUAGCACAGUGGACUUUGCAAUAUAUUUGAAGUUGGGGGGUGAGAAGAAGUUUUAUGUGGACAAUUUUUUAGUUUGAUGUAAUUUCUAACUCCAGUUUUUAUUUUCUGCUGAAAUAGUACUGUCAUUCCCUUGUAUCAUCCAUGUUGCUCGUACAGUGAGAAACAUUAACCUGUGCAAUAAUGCUUUCAUCACUUGACCUGUAAGACUGUCCAGCCAAAUCCUCUCUUUAAGAAUGCAAAUAGCAGAUUAGUAUUUGAAGUAAUACUCUUUCAAAAAUAAAAGAAUUGCAACUUUUGCUGGUAGCUAAUAGAUUGAACUGUUUGCCUCUGGUUUGAUUUUUGUUGAGCAGGAAUACUUGCUGUAUCAAUGUGCUACCAGGCCGGUCAGCUGACCUGUGAAGAAAUUCAGUAUUUGAAGGAACCCAGGAGGAAAGGGGAUCAAAAAAGGGGAUACUGUCUCUUGUGUGUUUUUCUGUAUUAUAUAUCAAAAAAGCUGUUUCAUUGAGCUAGAUCAGUGUAAACAAUGUUUUAAAAUGGUAAACAUCUGUACAGUAUUCAAUUGGUAACCUGAAGGUUUGCCAAGAUGACAUGCAUUAAAUUUCAUUUUUUAAAAUAAAAAUUUAAAGCUGUUUAUGCAAACUGAAUGGACCUGAUGCUGCGGGUUUAUAAACUGCUGUACCACAAUCACUAAUUGUUAAAACUCCUAUCCUUAGAUGAAAGCAGUUGAGUUUCACUUGAUCAUUUCAGAAAUUGUACUUUUUUGGAUGUGAUGUAAAAUUUAGGAAAAAAGGUAUUUACAUGUCCACAGUGAACCAUUUUUAGGGUAUUUAGUGUAGGGACACUAUAAUGACCCUUUUUAUAUCUUAUGUUGAAUUGUAAUCUGUAAAGAAGUAUGUCUUCUCCACUUAAAAGAAAUUCCUGGUAGAUGGGUUGGUUGAAAUACUAAUCUUGACCUACAUUGAGUGGUAUAAUGGUUUCAAAAUACUAUCUCUUGCCUUGAAAUAAAGUAGAGAAAAGGUGGUCUGAGUUUGUUAAAUGAAAUCUGCUUGUGGAAAUGCAAUUGUGCGUUUUAUUAGAUUCUUUCUAAUAAAUAACGUGUCCAUGAUUACAUUGUAUUGAGAUUCAGUUAGGGUGUGUUAAAUUGCACUCCCACCCUCUUGAUAACGGGCAUUGGUUAUCUUGUUGUCUCUAAGAUUAACCACACUGGUAUGCGUCACUGUAUAAAUUGUUGACCAAAGUUGAACUAUGUCAUUUUAUUGGAAAAAAAAUUGUGGAAAAGUGGCUGAAAACAUAAAGAUUAUUUGUGUUCUCCCAUUACAAUUUUGUGUUUUGUAUAUUCGUUGGUCCUUUAUGAUUAACAUCUGUACAGAAUACUCAAACGGAUUGCUCAACUUGCCCAUGACAAAAAUAAUUUGAAACAGAAUGCAUCUUCAGGUUUAUGACUGAAGCCAUCAGAAAGUCUUAAGACCCUUUUUUAAUAUUGUCUUGCCACAAUAGAGUCUGAAGUAUUGCCGAAUCAUUACAGUAUAAAGCUUGGGAAAUUGCACAGCUCUGUUGUCAAACACUUUUCCACCCAACAUUUAUUACUCUUCACAUGACACUACAUUCUUCCGGCCACCCCAAUCCUGGUAUAAGCUAAUAAUAACAGAAAUUGUCAACUGAUUGAGGUGCAUUUAUAUUGAAAGGAGUAGUGGUUACCUUUGGCAGCUUGCUAUGUCUAUGCUGAACUACCUGUAAGGUUGCCAGUUUAGGCUUGUUUUGCAGAGCUGGACCUCUUUGUCAACAUAACAGUGAUUUGCUCUUGUGUAGUGAAAUUUUCAAUUAUCACUCGGCUAAAUCCCCUAUUCCCCCACAAGAAAAAAAAUCAAGAAGAGAAAUAACACUGCAUUCCCUAUAAAGUGUGGCACAUGAUUGAGGUUCUUGCAGUUCUUGUGGCCAAAAAGGAAACAGCAAGGUGAAGUGUCUGGCGAAAAAGGCAAAUGAGAGUUUACAGAUCUUCCAUCUCUUAUAUUUUCUGUACUCCAUUCCUGAGUUCAUUGACCUCUUAAUAUUGACAGGUUAUUUUGUGAGAAGGAUAGGGAUACUGGUUUCAUAGCUAAGCCCGAUCCUGUUUCUCCAUGGCAUUUGAAUGUGUCAUGAGAGACUGGAUGAUACUUCAGAAGAUGUGUUUAUUUUUAUGUUUUGGAGUUUAGGUGAAUGUUCACAACAUUAUCCUUGCUCCAGAUAAGAUUUAAUGUAGCAUGAAUUGGGCGUCAAACGGGGCACUUUCAGGACGACUAACCCUUUGCUUCCACAUAUGCCACUUGACGCACUGAGGUCCCCCAGCAGUGUUUUGCUCCAGAUUUCACAUCUGCAGUCUUGUGUCUGAGGGCACUUUGUUAGUCUUCAUUGCUCACGUGCUGGUUGUGAAUUCACCAGUGGAAAUAAUAGGAGAGCUAAUGUCACUGUGAUUAGAUAAUAAGUAGAAGCCCAGCCCAUGUCAAAUGUUGGCUUUGUGAACCCUUUUACCAUAGCUUUCCUGUCUAUUACAUUUUCUACUCAUUCUACACACACAAAAUUCUGCUUAAUAUUUGCACUGCUAAAAGUGUUCAAUCCCUUUUCUAGUUGGAAAAGUAUUCAGUGUAGUCUGAGCUCAGUGAUUACAUUUUUAAAUGUGCUUUUGCUUUUCAAUAAUUCUCUAUAAUAGUUUUUCAUUGAACUGCACUGGUUUCACCUUUUUAUAUGAAAUGUCCUUUUUGCUAACUGCUCUUUUAGAUUUCCUACUAUUUUGUUUCUGUGCUUCUUUCACUAGAGUGGGUAGUGAGCUAGGUUUGCAGAGUUCUGUUAUUUCCUUCUGUUGGCAUGAAGUAGGUUGAUGGAGUGGGAAGAGAAGAGCAAUGAACACAUUCAGCUGUUCUUCCUUUUUACUCCACUCUUGUUUUUGUUCCUUUAUGAACAGGUUUGCAUGGCUGAGAGGAAUUUUACAGCAGUGUUCAGAAGUCAUUGGAAAUCGGACCUAAUGCUGUUUGUAUUUGGAAUUUGAAUACUGAGUCAGAGUUAUGGUGCUGCUAUUCUAUUAUUUCUAUUUGUAGAAUAAUAUAGAUACAGAACCUAUUUCUAUUGUUCUCUCUGUCUCUUUGUUUUUUUUCUCCAUCUCUAAAUGCAAACUAAACACUAAUGCCAAACUUUGUCAAUCUCAUAGCACAUCCUCACUGAAUUCUAAUCUUUUUACUAUUAAAAAAACAUGCUUCACUGUAAAUGAUGAGUUUAUACAACAGGUGACAAGAAGAUGUUGGGUAAUAUGCAGGGGCAUGUCUAAAUGUAAGAUUAAUCUUUGUCUUGUCAGGCAACGUGUGUAGAGGAUAUUAACUUUUCAGGUCAAUAAUCUUUCAUCCAUUUUGACCAGUGGAAUAUUCCCAGUAUUUUCUAUUGUUAUUUUGGAUUUCCAAAGCCUGGAGUAUUUUGUGUUUUUAAAUCUUUAGCUGUCUUGUUCCUGUUGUGUUCUUGACCUCAGAUAUUGUUGUAAAGUACUGGAUUUUACAAUAGAGUUUAAUGCAAAAGAGAUUUACUCUUUGAUUUGGCUGAGCCUCUAAUUCAAUAAGCUGCUAUAUAAACCACUGUUCAUUGAA